UGUUCCUGACAUAUCAGCCAGAAGAAAGUCCUAGAAAACAAUUUCAGGAAGAGAGAGUUACAAGUGACAACAUUCUUUGAAAUGUGAUCAGAAGUCUGGUCUAAAGGCUGCAGGGGUUUUACUCCUUCAGGAGAGCAAGUGUUUGAUUUCAUCACUCAUCAGGACUAUAGUGGGCCACCCUGCAGAUUGAGGAGGGAGUAAAAAAGCAGAAGGCGAUGGCACUUGAAAAUUUAAUCUCCACUGGGAUCAUCCAGAGAGAUGAGACUCCCAUGGAGAAGGAGGUUGUGGGCCGAUGCCGAGGAUGUUUCAGCCUUGCUGAUGUCAUGUACUUCUCCAAGAAGGGCUGUGAGGCAGUUGCAGAGGAUGAAGUCACUCGACGGUUCUCCUCUGAGGAGCUGCUGUCCUGGAAUCUCCUCAGCAGAACCAAUGCCAACCUGCAUCAUGUCAGCUGGAAACUGGCUGCUGUGUGGGUCACUGGCAUCCUAAUUCGGUAUUGCCUCCUGCUGCCUUUCCGCAUCUGCUUGUCUGUUUUCAGCAUCCUGUUGCUGGUGUUGGCCACUACUGUAGUGGGACAGUUUCCGAAUGGCAGAGUUAAAGGCUGGCUGAGCAACCAGGUCCAGAUGAUAUGUGCCACCUUAGGUGUCCGAUGUCUGAGUGGCCUUGUUCAUUUCCAUAACAGGGAAAACAAACCACAGAAAGGAGGCAUCUGUGUAGCCAACCACACAUCUCCAUUGGAUGUCCUAAUCCUGGCCAGUGAUGGAUGCUAUUCCUUGGUUGGCCAGGUACACGGAGGGCUUAUGGGACUUAUUCAAAAAUCUUGCAUGAGAACCUCUCAGCAUGUCUUGUUUGAACGCUCGGAAAUGAAAGACCGUCACCUGGUGAGGAAAAAACUUAGAGAACACAUUGCAGAUAAGGCCAAGUUACCCAUUUUAAUUUUCCCAGAAGGCACCUGCAUUAACAACACAUCUGUAAUGAUGUUUAAGAAGGGGAGCUUUGAGGUAGGAGGGACCAUCCAUCCAGUAGCAAUCAAGUAUGACCCCCGCUUUGGAGAUGCCUUCUGGAACAGCACAAAGCAUUCCAUUAUGACCUAUGGUUUUAAUGUGUUAACCAGCUGGGCUAUUGUCUGCAAUGUGUGGUACCUGCCACCGAUGGUCAAAGAGGAAGAAGAAGAUGCUGUUCACUUUGCUGACAGAGUCAAGGCUGUCAUUGCUGCUCGGGCAGGAAUGUCUGUGCUUCCUUGGGAUGGAGGACUGAAAAGGAAAAAGGUCAAAGAGUCUUUCAAGGAAGAGCAACAGAAAAAAUAUUGCCAGAUAGUAAUAGAAAAUGGAUCUGUGGGAAACGGAAAUGUUUGUUAAAUGCUAUUUAUUUUAUCUCAUUUUUCCAUGACUUAUCUCUACCAGAAAAUAGACUGGCUUUAUAUUAAGCCCAACGUGUUUUCCUUCUGUUCCCAUAAGAUAUUUUGCAUGUGACACAGCAGGGAAACAAUAAAGAAAUAUCCUUAUUUAAAGCAAAGUACUCUAAUUUUAUAAAUAGGAAAACAUAAAAUAUGCUAAUAAAGUUCUCCCUGAUUCUGAGAAGAAUCUACAGUAAAAUUAAUUAUGUUCAUUAAAGUAUGACUUUAAAAUAUUUGCAAUACCUUGAGGACUUAAAUGGUUACUUAUAAUAAAUCACCCCUGUACUGCUAGACUCUCUCAGCGACUUAGCCUAGCCCUCCUGUGAGCCACAGUAACCAUGAUGCUCUAGAGAUAGAUCUCCUGAUGUCAAAAGACAUGAAGCAUUUCACCAAAAUAUGUUUUCUGAAUUGCAUGUUGGAGAGGAAGUGUUUUAUGUCAGAGGGAAAAAGCAGAGGCUGACUUUCUCCUCCAUGUCACAAGACCAGGGAUGGCAUUGUAGAAUAUUUUCUGCUAUGACAAAGAGCAGAACAGUGUCCAGGGCAUCAUGUCCUGAUGUCUGGGGGUGUGAAGCUGAGGUAAAUUAAACACAGCCAAGGACAGUGUAACAGAAAAUAUCCUGUGUUUUUAAAUCAUAUCUUGUGGUUUUGUUAGAUCCCUUUUUGAGUCUGUUUGUGUGCAUUACACAAAUUAAAGAAAGCCUAUGAUGUGACAUCCACUGUCCUCUGCUGCUGUUAUUUCUAGAUAGCUACUUGCCUGUGUUACCACUGGGUGUGAAGGCUGGGAUUUGGCCUCUGACAAGCCCACCCUCCAGGAACAGAGCAAGUGCUCUUAAGGAGUAGGCAGUGGGAAUAUUCUAUAGUCUCCUAUAGCAUUUAUUGCUAUAAAAUAUUUGCUCUCCUGGUAAGUAGCUCUCAUAUCAAAGGAUCAGUCUUCUUUAACCAUCUGAAUGUCCCUAAUGAAACACAAAAUAGCUGCUGUUUUGGCCAAGGUGCCAAAGCCAGACCUUGGUAAGAACAGUUAAUAAUGUUUACAUGACAGCAGCCCAUUGGCUGAAGUCUCAGAAAAGACAGAGGAUCAAUCUUGGUGAGCACAAAUACAUGCUAUAUACAUGCAUUUGUAUUUGCACAAAUACAGAGGGACAGAUGCACAGAUACAACUCUACCCAGCCCUAGAGAGUCUAGAAAAACAAUAUCCCAUGGAGGGGCUAACAGUAGCACAGAACUGAGCUCUCCUCCUCUCUGGCCAGGCCUGGCAUUGCUACAGCUGUGUGAAUUUCUUUGGUGAAUCAGUCAGUCUAAGUGCUGGUGUCACGGGUAAGCAGUAGGAGAAUCUGCCCUUUUGCACAGCUUUUAGCCAUGCAGGCUAAAAGGAAAACCACCAGGCAGUGAGGAAAAUUGCCUCAGGCUCUCCUGAUUUGGAACAGGUCUACUUACUCCCAACUAUAGUAAGAUGUGCUUCCGUGCUGUUUAAGCUGUUGAUUUAUUUUCUAGGUAUAAAAAUGUGAAGAAAUGUGAUUGAAAAUCCUGAUAACUCUCAAAUGUUUUCAGUGUGCCAGAGUUUUAAACUGGGAGAUUGUGUUUCUGUGUGACUGAUUUCUGAGAGUUGUUAACAGAGACUGCAGUAAGAGAAAUGUUGAGAGCAUUCUUCCUGCACUACUCUGUACUUUCUUUGUUCUCAGAGGUAAAAUGGGAGACUGAAUAGGCAAAAAGAGGUGCCAGACACAGGAAAAUAUGGGGAGAUAAAGAACAACUGCUGGAAGAGAAAUUUUCUGCUUCUAUCAGAAAUUAGGAGAUUGAUAUGCCUUUUUUUCCUGUCCUGCAACCCUUCUCCACCUCAUCAAGCAGAGCCUUGGAAUGUGUGAUCCUCAUUAUGGUUAUGAGUCUAAGUUGUGUAAAAGUAAAGCUCAGACCUCUGAAUGUAUGAGUAUUAUGUAUCAUUUGUGAGAGGAUGGUGGGAUUGUCAGUAUUUUCUCAGUCAUUUUUUGGCUGUCUUAACAAAGCAAGCUGAAAACUCUGUGAAGUGGGUACUUACAUAUAGAAUGGGGAAAUAAAACCAAAUGAUGAACCCAAGAACUUGCCAGUUACAAGUGUAGUGUACUUUAUUACCCAUUGGUAAAAAUGCCAGUCUGACUUGAAAUAGAGACUACUUUGUC
Messenger RNA from Melospiza georgiana, 3546 nucleotides. Its product is annotated as glycerol-3-phosphate acyltransferase 3-like. Gene Ontology annotation, cellular component: endoplasmic reticulum. The coding region runs from base 216 to 1355 and encodes 379 amino acids. The transcript has 12 exons. Gene Ontology annotation, molecular function: glycerol-3-phosphate O-acyltransferase activity. The record is from RefSeq and is a predicted model, not a curated record. NCBI's taxonomy places the organism in Eukaryota, Metazoa, Chordata, Aves, Passeriformes, Passerellidae. Gene Ontology annotation, biological process: triglyceride biosynthetic process.